GCCCCAGCACAUGGAGACACCCUCGACGAUGGUCCCCGACCAGGCACCCGCCUCCGGCCAUCACUACCACCGUCACCACCAUCAUCAUCAUCACCAUCAUCAUCAACGCAGCGCGUCCACCACACCCAGCCAUGGCCCGACCACCACCGACACUUCCGAAGAAUUCGUCGCCGUUUCGAGGAAGCGAAAGCUCUCCUGCCACGACGGCAGUGAUUUAUUGGACGACGCAGGAGACGAUGCCAAAUCUGUUCGCACAAACGACGACAGCAAAAAACAAAAUCACAGCGAGAUCGAGAAAAGGAGGAGGGACAAAAUGAACACCUACAUCACCGAGCUUUCAGCGAUGGUACCGAUGUGCCACGCAAUGUCCCGCAAACUCGACAAGCUGACCGUGCUGAGGAUGGCUGUGCAGCACUUAAAGACCAUCCUCGGGGCCGUUACCUCAUACACGGAAGGUCAUUAUAAGCCAGCGUUCCUCAGCGACCAAGAGCUCAAGACGCUCAUACUUCAAGCUGCGGAGGGUUUUGUCUUCGUGGUGGGCUGUGAUCGUGGAAGAAUUCUCUACGUCUCCGAGUCUGUUUUGCAGACACUCAAUUAUUCUCAGGGUGACCUGUUGGGUCAAAGUUGGUUCGAUAUCCUGCAUCCGAAAGACGUAGCCAAGGUAAAGGAACAGUUGUCCUCUUCGGAUCUUAGUCCACGGGAGCGAUUAAUAGACGCCAAAACGAUGUUACCAGUGAAAACGGACGUGCCCCAGGGUGUAUCAAGACUAUGUCCCGGUGCACGGAGGUCUUUUUUCUGUAGAAUGAAACGAAAAGUCGAAGGGGUUCGUUGUGGUGAAUUGCAAGUGAAAGAGGAAGCCGACACAGCUAGCGGCUGCCAUCGACGAAAAAAGCAACAAAAUGUUGACUGGAAGUACUGUGUAAUUCAAUGUACCGGAUAUCUGAAAUCCUGGGCGCCUGCGAAAAUCGACCUCGAGGAACACGAAGGCGAUGGAGAUGGAGAGGCUUGCAAUUUGUCGUGUUUAGUAGCUGUUGGCCGUUUACAGUCUACGAUACCUACAUCUUUACCUAAGAAACCACGUUUGAGACCCAUAAAGUUUGUUUCGCGACACGCGAUGGAUGGCAAAUUCCUCUUCGUCGACCAAAGGGCUACGUUAGUGUUAGGUUUCCUACCACAAGAGCUACUUGGUACGAGCAUGUAUGAAUAUUAUCACCACGAUGAUAUCCCUCAUCUGGCGGAAUCUCAUAAAGCUGCUCUUCAAGCAUCCGAAUGUGUCACCACGCAGAUAUACAGGUUUAGGACCAAAGGUGCAAGCUUUGUAAAGCUUCAAUCCGAAUGGAAAUCCUUCAGAAAUCCAUGGACCAAAGAUAUCGAGUACCUAAUAGCUAAGAACUCUGUUACUUCCUGUGACUCUCGAUCGAUCACCAGUAGUGGGAACAGAUCUGAGGAUUCCAGCGUCCAGGGCAACUACGACUACUUCACGCAAAGUAACGGUGGAUUAGAAAGAUUGAUCUCGAGUCACAUAGAGGUAAGUAAAAUCGGGCGACAAAUAGCUGAAGAGGUUCUGGAUCUUCAAAGACGUGGUGAGGAUUCUUCUUCUGGUAGCAGUCCCGGGCCAGGACCGGAGCCUGCUUUAUUAAAUACCGAGUCGCAGAUCACUACAACCGCAUCGCCGGAGAGAGUGCAGGACGUGGCGCAGUCAACCAGAGGCAGCAACAACAGCAGCAAUAAUCCUACACCAACAUACAACCACAUAACAAACAACUUGCAGCUGAACAGCAUCGCGAACGACCAAGGUGCGUCACCAGAUGAAGAUAUGAUGGACAUGAUCGGUGGUACUACGAUUAAUGAAUCAUCGAAUCCAGUGCCGUCUGAUGGCAACGACGAGGCAGCAAUGGCCGUGAUAAUGAGCCUUCUAGAGGCGGAUGCAGGUUUAGGUGGCCCCGUGGAUUUUUCUGGUUUGCCCUGGCCGCUUCCAUAGUACAUUUUAAUUCUCUGUCCACGUGAAACUAAAUCGAAUUUCCAAGUGUCCAAUGGAGGUACCUUAUGCCGACCGUUUCGAAAGCUAGAAGUGUGUGUAUAUAUAGCAUCAAGUGAAGACCAAGUUGACGUUAUUUGUUUUAUUGUUUUAUUUUCGUCGUGCUUGAGUACUUGAUCAAUUUUCACCAGCUGUGUCAACUGUCCGGAAACUAGUGCACGAACAUCACCACGAAUCAUUUUUGAUUUGUUUGAAGCAGUUAAGGCAGAUAUUCAUGGUGCUGGCACGGUGCUGUUUAGAGAAUGCGUCAGUCGUUGAACGUUUUUAGUUUUAUAGACAUAUCAUUUCUGUGAUCAAAAAUGGAAUAUCAAGCGUACAGAACGGUUAAUCUACUACUAAUAUGAAGUGAACAUCUAUGUCCAUUUUAGAGGCGAGCAAAUAGAGACUGAUCCAGAAUUAUUUGGCUGCAGUUGUCGAGUAAUUAUCAAGCAUCGUAAACGGGGAUGAUUUCAGAAUAAUUCGUACACAAACUUACAGCCCUCAGAAAAUCAAACAUAUCUUUUUAAUAUCAUUGCAUGGCUAACAAAUCAUUAAAUGGCUUUUCUUGUGAUUUGUAACUAAACGUUUAUUGUUUUACGUUUUUGUACAAGAUUAAAUACGAUUUAAAUAUUGUAAGAAAGUUAUUUUUAUCUUAAUAUUCUAGUUCGAUUUAUUAUUAAUUAACUAGUUGUUUAGAAGUGUCAAUUUCGAAUUUUCGCUCAAGAUAUACGCGCGAUAUCAGGUCUCCUACCUCAAUUUGUAUUUCAUUGUAAUCUACUUCCGCCUAUUUUUCAUCUUCAACAAAAGUAAUAUACAAGAUCAUUCGGUGACUUAUCCUCUAAAUUUCAUCGGGACUAUGAUAAAUAAACGGAAACAUUUAUUAAACAACCGUUGCAUAAUAGAUGAAAGACCAAUCUAUGAUUUUGACCUAUUUCUAAUUUCUUCUUUCUUUCUAUUUUGAUACUUGUCAGCGUAUUCCUCGACUUCUAUAAAUUUAUAAAAACCUCCUAUUCUGUAUCACGCCACAAAUUAAAAAAAAAAAAAAAAAAUAAAAUUCUUUAUGUCUAUAGUAAAAUCAUCAGCUCGCAUAGAGUGGUCUCUUUCAAAACACGCUUUUCAUAUCUGAAAAAUUGUUUUACAUAGUUUCGAAGACAUUUAGAAGACGAUAAACAGUGAUACCGUGCACCGAUGAUUGCUUCAAAGAACAAUUGCAUAGAUAUUUAUAUGUAUAUAAUAUAUUCAUUGCACACUAUCCGUUUCGUAAGGCGAGGAGCUAAGUUAACUGUACAUACAUGCAUCUAAAAUCUUUUACACAGUAAUCAGUAUAAAUGUUUUGUCGUGCCACUCAGUGCAGAUCAACAGAGUAUGUUGCAAUUGACGAACGUGUCGGAUGAAAUGUUUUAUUAAAUAGUUCCGGCAAACGUCGAGGAACGAACGCUACCAAGUGUCAAGGUCGAAGUUCCUGUUCGUUGUUUUAGCGACAAACUAACGUUGCGUGUAAAUAUGUAUUCUCACAGAACGCGUGAUAUAUGACGCAAAGCGUACCUAAUUAAAUUGUAAGAAA
Messenger RNA from Eufriesea mexicana, 3581 nucleotides. RefSeq names its product basic helix-loop-helix ARNT-like protein cyc (gene cyc). Bases 11 to 1981 code for a protein of 656 amino acids. Gene Ontology annotation, biological process: regulation of DNA-templated transcription. Gene Ontology annotation, molecular function: DNA-binding transcription factor activity; protein dimerization activity. The record is from RefSeq and is a predicted model, not a curated record. NCBI's taxonomy places the organism in Eukaryota, Metazoa, Arthropoda, Insecta, Hymenoptera, Apidae. Gene Ontology annotation, cellular component: cytoplasm; transcription regulator complex; nucleus. The transcript is spliced from 13 exons.